CCCUGUUUCACUCUCCUUUUUUCUCGUGUUCCCUUUUCUUUCUUUCCUUGUUCUUCCUCUCCCGAAUCUCCAUUCCUGCUCCAACGCUUGUCAUUCCUUUUUUUGUUCUGCCGAGAUUGUCCAACAAUGACCGUAGCUUCUUCAAGCAGCGGAAGCAAGGACGACGACUACCCAGAGUCACCUACGUUACCUGCUGAAGGUGGUCCUGACGAGCUUUCGAUCCAAGAGCUUCGCUUGAUGACUGCAGCCAACCGACCGCAACGGUCUGUUUCCACGCCAACGACAUCUCGCACGACAAUGUACAGCACCAAUAGUACUAACAGCAGCAGCAGCAGUAGCAACGGAUCCUUAUCACACAAGCCAUCCACUUCUUCCAAGCAUGCGCGUACGUUUGAUGCCAUGACUAGUCCAACGUUUCAACCUUCACUGUCAUCCACACCCGAAGUGAUACCCCGUCGUACCUCGACACCCAAUGUGAGCUACCGGAAAAAGAAAGUGCAAGGUGAAGAUUCGACCGUGAAAGGCGGCGACCAUCUUCAUCAUCAUCACCAUCACCAUAACUUACAGCAGCACCGUACGCUGCGCGUGGUAGCAGAUCAUGUUGCAGCAGCGCUCGAACUCACUCGAACCAACGCCAAUGUUCGCCCUGCACCAGCUGCAGGCAUGUACUGGUCGCGGUGCGUCACGUAUGGAGUCAAAAAAGACGCACCACCUUUACGUGCUCAUUCAGCGUGCAUCGUACAAGACCGAUUGUUUGUUUACGGUGGAUCAGAUAGCAAGCGCUGCUAUAAUACAUUACAUAUUCUAGAUAUGGAAAGCAUGACUUGGUCCAAACCCGUUGUAUCUGGUCGGUUGCCUCCGCCUUCACGUGCACACUCGUGCAAUUAUGUCGAGAGGAAAGUAGAGAACGGCAGCAUACGACGUGAAUUGUAUGUCUUUGGCGGUGGUGAUGGACCGUAUUAUUUUAACGACGUCUAUGUGUUUGAUACAGACAAGCUACGAUGGUCGAAACUCACAACGACCGGAACGCCGCCCAUGCCUCGACGUGCCCACACCUGUAAUGUGUGGAAAGAGUCUUUGGUUGUAGUCGGAGGUGGUGACGGAGCGCACGCGCUGGCCGACGUGCACAUGCUCGACCUUACUGAGGAUCCGCCACAUUGGUCGUUGGUUACGACUACGGGCACGCCACCGCCCGAGCGUGGAUACCACACUACAACGCUCGUGAAGAAUAAGCUCGUCGUCUAUGGCGGCAGCGACGGGAAAUUAUGUUUUAGCGAUGUUUAUCUUUUUGAUUUGGAGACAAGCCAUUGGACGCAGAUUGAUACGCUGGAUCGUACCAUACCGCGUCUAGCGCAUUCAGCAACCCUAGUAGGCAGCUACUGUUUCUUCCUUGGAGGGCAUGAUGGGUCGAAAUAUUCUAAUGAAGUUCUUAUGCUGAAUCUUGUGUCAAUGAACUGGGAGUUGCGUACAGUCUAUGGCACACCAUUUACUCCCCGAGGAUACCACACUGCCGUCUUGCACGACUCUCGCCUCUAUGUGCUAGGAGGAUACAACGGAAAGAAUGUCUUUGAUGAUGUUUACAUCUUGGAACUCGCUGCAUGUGCUUAUUUGAGUCAGAUCACAAACUUUGAGCUGGAACCUCCUAUAUCAGACAGAGCCGUCGACGACUUACAGUAGAGACAAAAAAAGAAACUAUAAUAUGAAUUUUUUUAAUAUAUACUAAUGACUUUCUCUUCAUCCGCAUUUAUUUCGACGUUUUUUGUUUCUUAUUGUUGCUGUUGUUGCCACUUGGUGUUUCUUCUUCUUCUUCUUCUUCUUCUUCUUCGUACUCCUCCUUGGAUGUGUCCAUGUUUUCAUUGUUGGCUGCCAUGCGGCUUGUUAAAUAUUGA
Messenger RNA from Zychaea mexicana, 1889 nucleotides. RefSeq lists its product as uncharacterized. The transcript has 7 exons. The coding region runs from base 127 to 1677 and encodes 516 amino acids. NCBI's taxonomy places the organism in Eukaryota, Fungi, Mucoromycota, Mucoromycetes, Mucorales, Lichtheimiaceae. Gene Ontology annotation, molecular function: protein binding. The record is from RefSeq and is a predicted model, not a curated record.